AAAAAAGUAUUGGGAUUAAAACAUUUUGACUAAUAAUUUUUCCUCUUAAGAUAAUGACAAAAUUCGAAUUCUCAGCCUAGAAAUGUUAUUUCCAACUCAACUGUAAUUCGUAUUUUCGUCCAACGAACGAAGACUUUUUUCUUUUUUUUUAAUUCUUAAAGCUCUCCUUUUGCCACGUUGCCGUAAUCCGCCGGCCAAACCAAACGGAUCCCGUCCUCGUCAACCAUCGUCGUCGACGAAACGAAAGUCAAUUUUAAAGCUAAUCCAAAAUUUCCUCAACAACCAAGCGGACCAUUCUCUCUCAAUAUCCGGCCCAAAACUCUGAUGGCUCCCAAAUUUUAGGGCAAUUUUCAAUUUUUCCCCUCUCUCGGACCUCAAUCCCAACCCAGUUUAUACGCUCUUUCUUUCCCAUGUGUCGAUUCUUCCAUCGUUUUCUUCUAUCGUUUUUUUUCUGUGUUUUAGGGUUAGGGUAUGGCGUAGAUUUUGGUCAAGCAUUCAAAGCCCCCGUUAGUGUCAAAGAUGUUCUCCCGGUGCUUCCGCGCCAGAUAUCUUGGCCGCUGUUGAAAAAUCUUCACAGCGCCGUUGACUUGUUGCCCACUUAUGUUGGAUCAGUUACCACAGGCAAUGGGUCAACUGAUUGGAAAGGAGCUUGCUUUUACGAAAACAAGGCUCGUCUCGAGUUGAUGGGGAGCGAUCGCAUCAAUUCGGGAUUGGGCGGUGGUGUUAUUUAUCUCAGGACAUCUAAAGCGCACAGCUGGACCUGUAUGGAUCUUUAUGUUUUUGCAACACCUUACAGGGUUACUUGGGAUUACUACUUUUCUGCUCGAGAGCACACAUUGAAAUUUGAUUCUUGGGAAGACACUGCUGAGUUGGAAUAUGUAAAGCGGAACGGGAUCUCUGUAUUUCUAAUGCCAUCUGGAAUGCUUGGCAUGUUGCUUUCUUUAGUAGAUGUGUUGCCUCUGUUUUCUAAUACUAUCUGGGGUCAGAAUGCUAACCUUGCUUUUAUGAAAACGCACAUGGGUGCUUCAUUUGAAAAGCAUCCUAAGCCAUGGCGUGCAAUGAUAAAUCCAGAAGAAGUGCAUUCUGGUGACUUUUUGGCAGUGUCAAAGAUCCGUGGUUGGUGGGGGGGAUUUGAGACAUUAGAAAAAUGGGUGACUGGAGCGUUUGCUGGUCAUACUGCGGUUUGCUUGAAGGAUGACAUGGGUAAUCUAUGGGUUGCUGAAUCAGGACAUGGAAAUGAAAAGGGUGAAGAAAUUACAGUGGUUAUUCCAUGGGAUGAAUGGUGGGAGUUGUCACUGAAGGACAGUUUUAAUCCACACAUAGCCUUGCUUCCUUUACAUCCAGAUAUACGUGCAAAGUUCAACUCCACCGCAGCUUGGCAGUAUGCUCGGAGCAUGUCAGGCAAGCCAUAUGGCUAUCACAACGCGAUAUUUAGUUGGAUAGACACUGUAGCUGACAACUAUCCCCCACCUAUUGAUGCUCACUUGGUCAUUUCUGUCAUGUUUACGUGGACUAGAGUGCAGCCAACAUAUGCUGCAAAUUUGUGGAAUGAAGCACUAAAUAAGCGGUUAGGGACUGAGGAUUUGGAUUUGUAUGGAAUUUUAGAGGAGACUGAAAGGCGUGGCAUAGCCUUUGAUCAAUUACUCACCAUCCCAGAACAAGAUGAAUGGGUAUACAGUAAUGGAAAGUUAACAACAUGUGUUUCCUUUGUCCUUGAGAUGUAUAAAGAGGCUGGAGUCUUUGGUCCUAUUUCUAACUCAAUUCAAGCAACAGAAUUCACUAUUCGUGAUGCCUACAUGCUUAAAAUUUUCGAGAACAACCAAACUCGCCUGCCUAGUUGGUGCAAUAACGAGAAUGACCGGCUUCCAUUCUGUCAGAUUCUUGGUGAGUAUUGGAUGGAAUUGCCACAUUAUAACACCAUAGAGCCAUAUGUCAACAUGAAUGAAAAUUGCCCAUCCUUACCUCCAAUUUAUGAUAGGCCCACGAGAUGUUAAGUUUGAUUGCAAUCUGCUUGUGGACUAGUGCUCCCACUCACGUUUGUAUCAAAUGCUAAGACGCCUUUCUGGAAUUGGUCUACAACUGUACUAGCUCUAUUUAUGCUUCCAGAUUCCCGCUAGAUAUACUAAAUUUCUGUAAUAAUAUUUUCAAUGUUACGAAAGUCAACGACAUUUAUGUACUAGUUUUGUUACAUUACGCAUUCGUGAUCACAAACAUCUGAAUCAGUGCUUUUGGAAUUAUUGCAAGCGAGCUGGAACUCAUAUCAGCGGCAAGCUUUUUGAUCA
This is a messenger RNA of Durio zibethinus, 2282 nucleotides long. RefSeq lists its product as uncharacterized. NCBI's taxonomy places the organism in Eukaryota, Viridiplantae, Streptophyta, Magnoliopsida, Malvales, Malvaceae. The record is from RefSeq and is a predicted model, not a curated record.